This is a messenger RNA of Folsomia candida, 2041 nucleotides long. It is a transcript of the gene Pdss2, whose product is annotated as decaprenyl-diphosphate synthase subunit 2. The record is from RefSeq and is a predicted model, not a curated record. Gene Ontology annotation, biological process: ubiquinone biosynthetic process; isoprenoid biosynthetic process. Bases 330 to 1637 code for a protein of 435 amino acids. NCBI's taxonomy places the organism in Eukaryota, Metazoa, Arthropoda, Collembola, Entomobryomorpha, Isotomidae. Gene Ontology annotation, cellular component: transferase complex; mitochondrion. The transcript has 5 exons. Gene Ontology annotation, molecular function: prenyltransferase activity.
CCUUUCUCUGAGAGGGCACACUUCAAAUUACAUGUGAAUAUUUUUUUGUGAAAUUCCAAUCCAAUCUUUUUGUAACCUGCCCAAAUUUGAAAUUUAGCAAUUAAAUCGGGUGGGUCGCAGGAGUGAUGUGACGAUGUUAAGGUCAAGCAUGGUGACCUUAUCAUUAUUACGUUUAUUACGCUCCUUCCAGUACAAUUUAACACCGAGGACUGGAAGACAAUCAGAAAUAAAUUUGUGACGAUUAAAAAUAAUUUGUGAAUUUAUGACAAUUCGAAAGAAUUUGUGAAAAUACCUGUCGUGAAUUUGUUGCCAAUUAAUUAACCUUCGCAAUGAACAAGUUGCUGUUUUCUCAGCGACAAAAAAUAAAACGGGUCGUGGAUGUGGCAGAGGACCUUUUGGGGUACCGGCUAAAUCGACUGAACAAUUCUCUUCUUUGGACCAGCCUUAAUCGGCCUGGAAUGACCGUCGCAGUCUCCUCCCACAGUCCGGCCAUACAAGAAAGUCAGCCUGUAAAUAGUGAAAAUAUCUCUGCUAUUCGGGACGAUGAGGCGAAAGUCAUUUUGAGGUGGAUUGAUAAGCUUAAAGGCUCGGAACACCCGUUAUUAAAGUACACAAAACAAUUUGACACUGGGACUAGUCUCGAUAGACAAGAAUUUUCCUCUUCCGCAUACCAGAUAAGAUCCAUGAUUGUCCUCUUAGUCGCCAAUAUGUUCGGGGUCCCAGUCACUAAUCAAAGUAGUGCUAACAUAUUAGUCCAACCUUCAGAAAAUAUAUGUUCCUCAACUGAUAGUGCAAUUGAUAGUGUUGAAUCAAAGCAAAAGGCACUUGCCGAAAUUGCUGAAACUAUUUAUACCGCCCAUAUGCUGCACCGAACCGUAGUAGAAAUUCCAAAAGAGGAAUUACCAACGUUAGGAACAGUUAAUAGUACGUGUGCAUCCGAUGAUGGGCCUGCACUCGAAGAAAUGGGGAUUUCUAUGCAUCAGGGAAAUAAAGUCGCCACAUUGAUGGGGGACCUACUACUCGCUCGGUGCAGUAAAGCUUUAUACUCCUUGAAGAAUUCACGCGUGACGGAAAUGAUGAGCGACUCGAUAGCAGAUUUUUCCGAAAGUGAAGCAAUAGCACUGUCAGCUCGAGUACUUAUUUCAAACCAUAGAACUGUUGGUUAUAAUGCUUUACCUACUUCAAAAGAUUUAAAGUUAAUUUUAAGCUUUGACAAGUGGUUAAGACGUAGUUCACUUGGGAUCGGAUCCUUAUUGGAAAACGCGUGCUAUAGUUCUUUAAUAUUCUCUGGCCAAGAGAAUGAAGUAAGAUUACUCGCUGGGAAAAUAGGACACAAAAUUGGGCUUGCCCUUCAGGCACAUAAGGACUAUGUGACGUUUGAGAAUGAACUUGAUUCAUCACCUCAAAUUGAUUUGUGUUCACUUCCUGUAAUAUUUCAACUAGAAAACAAUUCUAAUCUGAUCUCGUCGGGUGAUGUCAAACAGAUCCACGAAGAGGUCAGAAAUAGUUCAUAUGCCAAAGCGAAGACGAGACAGGCGCUCUUAGUAUUAACGGAUGACGCGAUUCGGCAUGUAUCCAAAUUUUCGGGGUCAUCAUCUAAACUUCUGCAAGAUUUUUUAGCAACCUUGUCUUCUUGAGCUUUAGAUGUAAUAAUUAUCAAAUCGUGGGUAUUAUUUUAAGCAAUAAUAACAACAUGGACGUUAAUUGAGAUCAAUUUUAAAAGCUAUCCAAAGAUAAAUUUUAAGUUUAAAGAAAAUCUAUUCUUAGUCAGACAGAAGACCGGAACAUGCAUAAGUUGCAUGAAGGCCUUCGCUAUAUUGUUUUCGUUAAUUGAUAUUAAGUUGAUCCAUCUGCAGGAAGAGGUGAACCGGUCAAUGAGUAAAAUAUAAAUUGUUAUUUUGAACGUAGUCCAUAUCUAGCCUAGAUUAUAUCGUGACUGAUAAUCUAAUUUUACUUGAACCGGUACUAUUAUACAUCGUGAUUCGUGAUACAGACAGAAAUAUAAACGCCAGCAAGUUGUGCAACUUGUGAAACAAUUUAA